This is a messenger RNA of Nyctereutes procyonoides (raccoon dog), 1459 nucleotides long. RefSeq names its product immediate early response 3 interacting protein 1 (gene IER3IP1). Gene Ontology annotation, biological process: endoplasmic reticulum to Golgi vesicle-mediated transport. Lineage: Eukaryota; Metazoa; Chordata; Mammalia; Carnivora; Canidae. Gene Ontology annotation, cellular component: COPII-coated ER to Golgi transport vesicle; Golgi membrane; endoplasmic reticulum membrane. The record is from RefSeq and is a predicted model, not a curated record. The transcript is spliced from 3 exons. The coding region runs from base 101 to 349 and encodes 82 amino acids.
CUUCCGGGCUCCCGUAGGGGAGCGCCGGCCGUGGCGGCGCCACGUCCCCUGCGGCGGCGGGAGAAAGAUCGGUUGGGCCUCGGGGCGGCUCCGGGCGGCCAUGGCCUUUACGUUGUACUCGCUGCUGCAGGCGGCCCUGCUCUGCGUCAACGCCAUCGCGGUGCUGCACGAGGAGCGCUUCCUCAAGAACAUUGGCUGGGGAGCAGACCAGGGAAUUGGUGGAUUCGGAGAGGAGCCAGGAAUUAAAUCUCAGCUAAUGAACCUUAUUCGAUCUGUAAGAACUGUGAUGAGAGUGCCAUUGAUAAUAAUAAACUCAAUUGCCAUUGUAUUACUUUUAUUAUUUGGGUGAAGAAUGGUGGGUGAAAUGAAGACUCAGAAAAGAGAUGCCAGCAGAAGUUAUUACGUCAGUCAUUAUUGGAAUAUACGUCUUAGCUGGUCGUCCUCACACUUGACAAAAAUGUAAACUUGACAAUAAAACCAGAGUCCCUAUUUAUCUGAUUUUUAAAAAAAUGUUGCACUUAUAGUUUCAUUACAAAAAGAUGAGAUCAUCAGAGGCAGUAACUAUCCAGGAUUGGAAUACAUUUGACAGUUGUUAAUAAAAGUUCAUGCUGUCGUAAAGAUUGUUAGAAGGGUACAGGACUGUCACUUGUUUAUAGAGAUUUUUCUCUCUCACUUCUCAGGGAUAAUUUUUUUUUCAAAGUUUUGAAGUUCCUUGUGACUUAACUAUGAUGUGAGAAUGAUUAUCUUCCUAGAUAAAAUGUAAAGGAUUUUUUAAAAGUAAUUACAUAUAAAAUGAUAAAUUGAUAAUUUGGAUAAUUUAACUUUCAACUCUUUGUCUAUAUAUCAUUUCGGCUAUGACAUUCAAAUUUAUAGCAACUAUUGAACAGUACUCUCUGACUUCAGGGAGAAUUCUAAUUUUAUAAGUUAGUCAUACAAUGAUUAUGUUUUUAAGUUCUUUUUCAUGCAUAUAUUAUUUUAUUAAUUGGCCUGAACGGUAAGACCAGACCACUAUCUACAUAUUUCCAUUGGUAGAAAAAUCUAAGUAGAAAGUUUAUGCCCUUUUUACAAUAAUGACUUCUUUUUCAAAAUCAGCCUAAAUAUUAGCCUGCAAAGCAAUCCUGUUAAUCACAAUCACAAACUAUACUAUUUAAGAAAACUAUUGUGAAGCGUUUACCUCUCCCCCAAAUUAUCACGUUUCCAUUUUUUGGAGUAGCAUGUUAAGGGGUAUAAGUUUUAAUUCUUCAUUCUGUCAAUAGAGAUUCAUGCUACGUAAUAAGCUUUCUGUUUUUAUAUUCUUAAACCAUUCCAUAUUUGCUCAUCCCAUAAUAUAGUUUUAUGCAGGAAGAUUAAGAUUAUGUAAAUGGGCUUUCUGGAAAUUAUCAGUUAUAAUAGUUUAAAGGGAUAGAGUGGCAUCUUUGUUUAUAGAACAUUUGUAAAUAAAGUUAAAUUUCUAAGUCAA